Myxocyprinus asiaticus (Chinese sucker) is the source of this 411-nucleotide messenger RNA. RefSeq names its product ribonuclease H-like. Gene Ontology annotation, molecular function: nucleic acid binding; RNA-DNA hybrid ribonuclease activity. NCBI's taxonomy places the organism in Eukaryota, Metazoa, Chordata, Actinopteri, Cypriniformes, Catostomidae. The transcript has a single exon. The record is from RefSeq and is a predicted model, not a curated record. The coding region runs from base 1 to 411 and encodes 136 amino acids.
AUGGAUGGCUGCCCUUUUCACCAUGAGAGCCAGACCCGAGCUGGAGUGGGCAUAGUCUGGGUCAAUUACAUCGUUCAUGCACCAGACAGUUACCAACUUGGUGCAAAGACUAGCCAGUACGCGGAAAUUGCCGCAGCACUCGUGUUGCAGCAAGCCACUAGGUCGGCUAUUGUGCAGUUGGUAGUCUGCUCCAACUCUAAAUACACCUGCCACAGCUUCGUCUCACACUUCCCCACGUGGAAAGAAAAUGGCAUGAAGAAUGCCAGAGGUACAGAGAUCAAACACUCUGAACUCUUCCUGGCUUGUGACCAACUCGUGACUGACAGAGGGAUGACUGUGUAUUGGAAAAAGGUCAAAGGUCAUUCACAAACUCUUGAGACAAAGAGAGCAAUGAUGAAGCUGAUCGCUUAG